Scomber scombrus (Atlantic mackerel) is the source of this 376-nucleotide messenger RNA. It is a transcript of the gene setd4, whose product is annotated as SET domain containing 4. The transcript has 3 exons. The coding region runs from base 35 to 376 and encodes 113 amino acids. The record is from RefSeq and is a predicted model, not a curated record. Lineage: Eukaryota; Metazoa; Chordata; Actinopteri; Scombriformes; Scombridae.
CACUUUGUCCGGGGACGGCCCGAGCUGGAGGCUGAUGACGGCUCUCAGACUGCUGUCCCUGCCACAAACACUGUAUCAGCAGUGGAAGGCGGUGUUGCUCGGCCAGGCGCUGUGUGAAGAGAGGGAGCGGUGGAGCGUUCAGACAGCUCAGACUCUGUGUCAUCGACUGUUACACGACACACACAGAGCUCUGGAAAAGAUUUCCGUUCUUCUCCAGCGGUGCGACCAGUCAGUCAGGGAGCAGCUGGAGGUGGUGAGGUCAUUGCGACAGGAGGAGAAGUGCAUCCUGGGAAGCUGUCUGGAGACACUGCAAGGCUCGCGGAGACAGUCGGACGACACGUUGUCAUGCCAACCGGCUGUCGACGCUGUGAGCUGA